UGGUAAUCGAAGGCGAAUUUGAAUGUGGUCAAAAUACAGAGGCUUCCCACUUGUCCCUCUCGCACCCCAACACCCAGCGACACCCACACCCAGCGACAUCGCGAAAAUCAGUCAAGAUGGCCCGCCGUCCCGCCAGAUGCUACCGGUACUGCAAGAACAAGCCGUACCCUAAGUCGCGCUUCAACCGCGGUGUCCCCGACCCCAAGAUUCGCAUCUUCGAUCUUGGCCGCAAGCGUGCCACCGUCGAUGACUUCCCUCUUUGCAUCCACCUCGUUUCCAACGAGUUGGAACAGCUGAGCUCUGAGGCCCUUGAAGCCGCCCGUAUUUGCGCCAACAAGUACCUCGUCAAGCUUGCCGGCAAGGAAGGUUUCCACCUCCGUGUCCGUGCCCAUCCCUACCAUGUCGUCCGUAUCAACAAGAUGUUGUCCUGCGCCGGUGCCGAUAGACUUCAGACUGGUAUGCGUGGUGCCUGGGGUAAGCCCAACGGCACUGUCGCCCGUGUCAACAUUGGCCAGAUCAUCUUGAGCGUCCGCACCCGUGACUCUAACCGUGCUAUCGCUCUCGAGGCUCUCCGCCGCUCCCAGUACAAGUUCCCCGGUCGCCAAAAGAUCAUUAUCUCCAAGAACUGGGGCUUCACCCCCCUCCGCCGCGAGGAGUACCUCGAGGCCAAGGCCGCCGGCCGCGUCAAGGUCGAUGGUGCUUAUGUUCAGUUCUUGUCCAACAAGGGCAACCUCGCCCAGAACAUGAAGCGCUUCCCUGAUGCCUUCACUGCCUAAAGUGGUGCCGGUGACGGGGUCGUUGGGGGAAAGAAUGGUUAUUUGGCUUGAGGGUGGCGCAACGGGUCAUUUUUAGGGCAGAGACGAAGGCAUGUUUUUAGUAAAGGCCGUGCCUUGACAGUCAAUGGAACCAUUCAGCCAUGAAUGUUCAGCAAGGACUUGUGCAUUAUACCCUCUUCGUACAAUCAAGACUUUCCACUGAACAUCGAUGAGUGAAUCCAUAUAUGUAGCAGC
Podospora pseudocomata is the source of this 1010-nucleotide messenger RNA. RefSeq names its product 60S ribosomal protein L10 (gene RPL10). The record is from RefSeq and is a predicted model, not a curated record. The transcript has 4 exons. Gene Ontology annotation, cellular component: cytosolic large ribosomal subunit; ribosome. Bases 117 to 776 code for a protein of 219 amino acids. Gene Ontology annotation, molecular function: structural constituent of ribosome. Lineage: Eukaryota; Fungi; Ascomycota; Sordariomycetes; Sordariales; Podosporaceae. Gene Ontology annotation, biological process: translation; ribosomal large subunit assembly.